Molecule: messenger RNA, 3403 nt
Organism: Trichoplusia ni (cabbage looper)
Lineage: Eukaryota; Metazoa; Arthropoda; Insecta; Lepidoptera; Noctuidae
Gene: Sk2
Product: sphingosine kinase 1
Exons: 3
Coding region: 19-1842 (607 amino acids)
Biological process (GO): sphingosine biosynthetic process
Cellular component (GO): intracellular membrane-bounded organelle; membrane; cytoplasm
Source: RefSeq, a predicted model, not a curated record
AAAAAAAUAUCAUCAGUCAUGGCGGAUCAAAAGAACGGGAAGGACGUACCAAACGUCGGGGAGGGUGACUCUGUUUCGAAAGAUGUUGUUUAUCUUGAAGAAACAUUUUACAUUCUUUCUAAGAAGAAUUCCGUAUUUCGUGUUCAGCUCACGUCCAAAGGUUUAACUUUAACAAAGGAAACUGACGGCAACUCAAAGGAACAAACAAUAUUGUUGCGGGAUAUCAUUGGUAGUAAAUGCAUGAGGAGUAAGAGACGACGCCCUGGAGCCGGCUCUUGCGUCUGCAGCUCCUUCGUUGGUAACAACCAGCUCAAAGUAGUGGACGAGAACAGUGGCGAUCUCGACGAAAAUGAUAUCAGUGCAUACUUAUAUAUUUAUGCUUACAUACUGAAACGUAGUCGCCGCACUCUUAAAAGAGAGAGAACAACAAUAACAUUGCGAUUCAGGUCUUUCGAUAAAUACGAAGAUAAUAACAGAGAAGCCCAAAAAUGGAGAACCACCAUAAAGUGUUUGAUAGCAAGUCUGCCGAUUACGUAUUCGCCGCCGACUAAUGAUAAGAAAGUACUUGUCCUUCUAAACCCGAAAUCAGGUCCGGGCAAAGCGAGAGAGUUGUUCCAGUCAAAAGUGGUGCCGAUACUGCAAGAGGCGGAGGUACCUUACGACCUCCAUGUUACUAAAUAUGCUCAGUAUGCACGUGAGUUUGUGCGCACGCGAAAUGUGUACGGUUGGCGCGCAAUUUUAGCAAUCGGCGGCGAUGGCGUGUUGUUUGAAAUCAUGAAUGGCAUGUUCGAGCGACUGGACUGGCAACAGGCAUUGGCAGAAGUUCCUCUUGCCAUUUUGCCAUGUGGAUCUGGCAAUGGCCUGGCAAGAACUAUCUGUCAUUUGUAUAAUGAGCCGUACAUUCCGCAAAACCUUACAGGACUUUCGAUGGCUAUAGUUAAGGGUCAAACAGCGCCCAUGGAUGUCGUCCGAAUUGAAACGAGAACCAAAAUUAUGUUUUCGUUCCUAUCCGUGGGCUGGGGCCUGCUAUCGGAUAUAGAUAUAGAAAGUGAAAGAUUACGCGCUAUCGGUGGACAGAGGUUCGCAGUGUGGGCAGUCGCGAGACUCGUCGGACUGAGGACAUAUAAAGGUGUAGUCAGUUACGCGAAAAUAAAGGAUGUGAGUAAUCUGCCUAAACCAAAACAACCGCUCACCCUCAGUCACAGCAUCAGUCAGGACGGCGCGCUCGACUCCCCUGAUGCGGAAGCGUUCAUUGACUGCGACGAACAUUCCGAAGUGUUCGUAAACGCUGUUAAUGGAAAACAACAUCAGAGGGUUGAUUCGUGGUACUCUGUGAACUCGCGCAGGAGUGCGUUCUACAGCACGCGCGGGUCAGAGUACCACAGCGUGACGAGUGAAGGCUCGGAAAUGCGGUCGCCCGUUCACGCGUGCAUGCACGGACCUGCUUCACACCUUCCCUCGCUCAUGUCCCAGUUGCCUUCGCAAUGGGUGCACGAGGAAGGCGAAUUCGUUAUGGUCCACGUCUCAUACCAACCCUACAUCGGCGAAGACUUUCUGUUCGCGCCGCGAUCCCAGCUAUCCGACGGUGUCAUGUGGAUGUUGAUCAUAAAAGCAGGCAUACCCAGAUCUCAGAUACUUUCGUUCCUAUUGGGUGUGGGCCAAGGUUCCCAUGCUGAUUUGAACACUGAACAUAUUAAAAUGGUACCAGUGAGUGCGUUUAGAAUAGUACCAGAAGGCACCACGGGUUAUAUCACGGUCGACGGCGAAGUCGUCGAGUAUGGACCCAUACAGGCUGAAAUAUUCCCCAAUAUAGUAAAUUUAUUAGUGCCGGAAACGAAAUAACAUCAAACUAAAAAAGAAAAAGGUUUUCUUAAAGUGACUGAUGUAUAUAAUUUAAAGUUUGAACCAUAGCCGAGCCGACGUAAGUGCAAUACCAAGGAAUAAUAUCGUUCCAAAUAAAUCUGUAAAUAUAAUGGUUGUGUGAGAAAUUAUAUCUAAAUUAUUAAAUAUCUACUUACCAAAAGUUUAAUCGCAAUAGCAAUUAAGUUGAUCAUUCCAUGAAUGUUGUGAUUUAUGUUAUACAAUUUGUUUUAUAUUGGUUCAAUAACUAAAAAUGUGAUAUAAUUUUAUAAGUGAAUUGUAAAAUCUUACAUGUGAGCAUAUAUUAGCUAGUCAAUGCUUACAAGUAUACAAUGAAAUAGUGCCAAAUGUAUGCACUCUAAACACAUUCACUUUGUACUCCAAUAAGGAAUUGAUCAUUACACUAAUUUUGCUCAAUUGUAGAGCAAUUAUUUGCACCUUGAUUCCUGUAUUAAGAUGUUGAGUUACAGCAAUCAUGUUACUUAUAAUAAAACUAUUUUAAAGAUGUAUUACUUAUCUAAUAUAACAUAGCAUGUAGCUCAAAGCAAGUUUUACGAAUUAUAUAAUACUUUUUAAUUGCAUUUUAAUGUUGAAGAGAACAUAAUUUACAAUCUCUUAUUAGCAUUGUAUCUUGAAUAUUUUAGACAAUCACUCUGAUUAUGCAGCUUAAGGUUUUAUAUUCUACUAAGUGAAAAGCAAGUUACUAAAGAGAAUGUUGCAUGUAAUAACUAGGAUAUAAACAUCACCAAUUGCAAUGUGGGUAGAUGAAUAAAAUGACAGCUUGCCAUAUCUAUAGAGUGGGGAAGAUGAACUUGCCGUUAUUGAUACAUUCAUGGCCUGUAGGAAACGGGAUAACUAUUUGUGUACUAAUUAGUUAACUUAUUAAAUAAUGUUUAAAUGGUUUGGGACUGCUGGUAUAACUUAAUAUAAUUUAUUUAGCAGUAUUAAUUGUUAUAGCAAUUAUUUUUUCUGUGAUAAUAACUAUUCUGCCAUAUUUCAUUUUUUGAAUAUUCCGGUAUAAAUAUGUAAAAUGUACUGUAUACUGUAUAAGAAUGAGAACUGUAGCAAAAACCCCAAAUCAAACUAUUACAUAAUUAUUAAAGUAAAUAUUAUGUGAUUUUCUCUGUUAUGUCCAUUUUAUAACUAAAGGUACAAUGUACAAAAUACAACUACUGUUGUCUAUAGAACUUAGAAGCGUGUUGAAUAUUUAAGAUUUCUUGUACAUAUAAAGUCUGUAAUGACAUUUCUAAAGCAUUCCAAGACAUUUUUCCAUACAGCUUCUUGUGUUCUGCACAAAUCAGUUAUGUUUUAUAGUGUUAUGCAGCACAGUAAAUAUAUUUUAGUAAAAUACUGGAUUACAAAACCUUUUUUUGUACAUUCCUUUUUUUGUGGGUAUAUAUGAAAACUUUUUAAACUUAUUGAUUGUAAUGUAUUAGAUUUAAAAUACAGUAGCUUAUUAGCAAAUUUUAAUGGAUAAAGUUUUGAAUAAAAGUUAUAUAAUUUUCAAUUUUAUGAAACUGUUGUCAAUAAAUCAUAAAUAAAA